CCGGUUCUUUUCACUAUACCUGGUUCCAAUCCGAAGAGUUUUGUUAAGUAACCGGAUUCAUUCGCAGUGCUGCUCCAUGUCCCAGUCAAGCUAACAUGAAGAUGGCUGACGGUAUAGCAAUUUUGAGAAGAAACAAACCGGGUACCAAAGCAAAGGAUUUCAGCCGGUGGCCUGAUGAGCCUUUUGAAGAAAUGGAUAGCACCCUUGCGGUGCAGCAGUACAUUCAGCAGCAAAUACGACGAGAACCGUCCAACAUUGCACAGAUUCUGACGCCUCCAGAUGCACAAGAUGAAGGUGUAUGGAAAUAUGAACAUUUGAGGCAGUUCUGUAUGGAAUUGAAUGGCCUGGCAGUCCGCCUUCAGGCAGAUUGCCACCCAGAAACUUGCACACAGAUGACAGCCACUGAGCAGUGGAUAUUUUUAUGUGCUGCUCAUAAGACUCCAAAGGAAUGUGCUGCUAUUGACUAUACCAGGCAUACCUUAGAUGGCGCUGCAUGUCUUUUAAACAGCAAUAAGUACUUUCCUAGCAGAGUGAGCAUCAAAGAAACGUCUGUCUCAAAAUUGGGCUCUGUCUGUAGGCGAGUGUACAGAAUUUUCUCACAUGCAUACUUCCAUCAUCGCACUAUAUUUGAUGAAUUUGAAAAUCAAACUUUCUUGUGCAGAAGGUUCACUGUGUUUGUGACCAAAUACAAUUUGAUGUCCAAAGACAAUCUUAUUGUACCUAUUCUGGAAGAGGAAGCUGGGACUGGUGAAUCUGAAGCUUAAUGAACUGCAACUGUUCUGUCAACGACCUCUCAAGAUUAUUUUUGCUUUCACUCAUAUGUGCAUCAAAAUUUAAUUUUGUUGUCGUGUUGUAGCUUUUUUGAUGUUUUGUCUUUCAUCUUAACCAUAUCAACAUGAUGAAAAGUGAAACCUCUUAAAGAAUGCUAUAUUGAAGAACCCUGUACCAAUGUCAUGUCUGCAAAAGCAACCUACUGCCACAAAAAUGUUGAUUUGACUUUGGAAUGGUUUAAGGCACUUCUUUUGCAUUUUAUUUAUUGGUCUUAGGUUUGGUGAGAAAUAAUACCUAGCUGUUCUCUGAAGGUUGUACAUGUAUGAAAUGUUACCUUUUUGAGACAGAAAUAGAAAUAAUCCACUUCUCUUGUCAUGCGGCUGAUUUGUAAAGCGCUAAUUAGGUUACUGUUAAACUAUCAUAGCUUUAUGAAUGGAACUCUGUCUGGUAAUGGUAGGUAGUUUUUAGAAUUGACUUGUACACAACACAUGCUCCAUUGUGACACUUGAUUUAAAGUUGUCCAUGUUUCUUUUGAAUUUUCCAUUAUUUGUGCUCUCUGAUGUUGGUAGUUGCUGCUGUUCUUGCUACAGACUGACUUUUUUUCUUGUAAAUUAUGAGUAAACCAGUUAAUACUGGUUUCUGUUCCAAGACUUUAUCAUUCUGUUCCAGGGGUAUGGGGGAAAAGAUAUUGAAGAAACAAAUCAAAUAUAACAUGGUAGCAACGCAGGAAAUAUUAAAGCUCAAUGCUGUGUCAAGAUGUUUGCCUCAGACAAUAUGUUUUUAAUUGUGUACAGAGAUCUCUGGGAAAUCAGUUGACUGUUUUAUUUACAGUGGUAACUUCAUCGUCAUAGACCUAUAAUGUACUUGUUAGAAUACCACAAUGUUUUCUGGUGAAUAUGUCCAUUAGGAGUGAAUUUCAAUAUUUUUUCCUAGUGGAUGUAUCGUCUUGACAGUAAUCGCGUGUCGCAUCUUCAGCUAGUGUCUCAAGCCACAACUUGGGCAUUUACUUUCACUGAUCAUCAUGGUAGAUGCUUUAAACUGUGUGCACAAUUCGUUUUACUUUGGUGCCAUUGAAACACAGAAUAUUACAAGUUUGUUUAUUGCAAGGCAAAUAUUUUCUUUGCUAAUAAACCUUCUUGUUUAUCCUAGUGUUGACUUGAUUUAUUGUUAGAUGUGGUUUAAUUUAUUUUAUAUGAUUGUAAAAGCACUGCUUUGUAUCUUAACAUUGUAUAUGUACCAUCCUAUUUCUGUUUCGUUUUUCCAGCGCUGUUUUAUAACUCAUUAUUUUGUACAAACAAUUGUACCUCAACUAGACACCUGUAAUUAAUUUAAGGUACUGUGCUCUGCUUAUAUUUAUUAAUUGAGGGUAGACUUUCAUCCUUAUUUUUUCUUUUUCUUUUUUUUUAUUUGGACCAAAUGAGUGAUAAUUGUUCUAGUGUAUAUAAAGAACGAAGUAACUUCUCCCAAGUGCAUUUGAAUUCUAUUGUACUUGUACCGAUUUCUGUAUGAAUAUAAACUUUCUAGGAAUCCAA
Molecule: messenger RNA, 2303 nt
Organism: Thrips palmi
Lineage: Eukaryota; Metazoa; Arthropoda; Insecta; Thysanoptera; Thripidae
Gene: Mob4
Product: MOB kinase activator-like 4
Exons: 5
Coding region: 96-764 (222 amino acids)
Cellular component (GO): cytoplasm
Source: RefSeq, a predicted model, not a curated record